UAUGUUAUCUCCAUUAAUUAUUAGCACAUUAAUAGAAACAACAAUAACAGAGGGCAUAUUUUCUACAUGCAUAGCAUGUAUUUUCAGGUAAACAUUUGAUAUGAUUGAUUUAGCAUGAAAAUGUACUCUUACAUUGUAAGUGAAGAAAAACUAGACUUAAUUCAAUACAAUCAAUAUCUAUGGAUACCAUGUUUAGUUUGUUAACCUAGAAAAAUGGUUUUUAAGAAACAAAGAAACUUUAUUUAAAUAUUCAAAUGUAUCAUAAAUUCCACAUUAAUAAUAUUAUGGGACUUUUAUUAUAUUACAUAUGA
This is a messenger RNA of Paramecium pentaurelia, 311 nucleotides long. Lineage: Eukaryota; Ciliophora; Oligohymenophorea; Peniculida; Parameciidae. The record is from the annotation of a GenBank genome assembly.